AUGGCAUCUCUUCUCGAAGUUGUGACCACAGCGGGUUGCCUCUUUUGCCUGGCUGCCAGCCGCAACUGCAGCACUGCCGGAUCGCUGCUGCUUCAAGGUCGGACACUCCGCUCAGCUUCGUGGGCGAAUGACUCGACUCGCAUGCCGCCGAAUGAGAACUGCUGUGGGAAUAAUGCCGUGUGCAAUCAAUUGUUCGACGUGCCGUUUGAGUACGAACAAGUUGGAAGCGUUUUACGCAUGAAGUGCCCCAACCGUGGAAGUGAUUGUGCGUUCGACAAUUGUGUUGGUGGUACUGGCGUGGACUGCUCUGGCGUGCCUUACGAUCUCGACUUUGGUGUCAUCGGCACGCUGUCGGUCAACCUUGUGGCUCCAAUAGAUAAUGGCGAUGGAACCGUCACGCUGAAGACAAGCGUUGGAUCGAUCCUCCACGAUCUCUGCUGUAUGGAGCAUCAGUCUGGUGCUUUCUGCCACGGCAGCAACUACCCUAUCGGAGCGACCAUCAAUGCCCUUGGCAACACGAACAAUGACUGCGCAUGUCUCAUGGAGUGGCGAAAAGCUGCUUGGAAUGUGCUGCGAGGCCGGUACUGGUUGGCCAAAUUUACGAAGGCUGCACAAAGCCAAGAUAUGACUCCCGUCCCGUCUUUGCAGCGCAAGUCUUACCUGCCCAAAGGCUCCGGCACCAACUACGAGAGCUACAAAAGCACAUGGGGCCUGACUGAAAGGAAAGCCACCUCUGUCCUGUGCGCGCCAGAGGGCACGAGACUGGAUUGUCCUUCCGAGGACGACAACUGCAAGGUGCCUUGUGUCGGAACAUACUGCAAGGCUUGUGCCGUUGGAUGUGCGUCUCGGCAUCGAAAGCGGUGGAUGAAGAACGGCCGCGAUCAUCCGAAUGCUGGCGACUCUGAUUACUGCUGCAGCGGACAGUUCAAGGAGGUUUACUGGUCACUCGCCAACACCCGGUAUGGGACCUGCAGGAAGGAAAUGGCGCGUCUCGCAUCGAGCUCAGCUAUUGCUAAGCUUGUCAACAGUGCAGCUGCAGAACUGGAGGUUCGAGAGCGGUUGCUGAGCUUCUUCGAUGGCGCGGAAAAUGCGGCGGAGAAUCCCGACCCGCUCCUGGACGUUGUGCACCUAGCCCUUGUGGUGCACCAGUACCCGGAAGAGGCCGCAUGGUUCAUCAAGGUGGUGAUGUUUUUCGGCAGCAUCUCGGGCGUUGUUAUCUCUAUCCCCUGUGGACUCUUCCUGACCAUGUGUACUGGGGGCCUUGCGGCCUCUGCAACCGCGCCAGUUCGGCUCGUCUUCUUCCUCCGCCUUUGUCACAUCCAGCGCCUGAAUGGCAACAUCCAGGUGGUGUCCAUCGUCACCUAUGGUUGGUUCAUUCUGGGCGUGGCUGGUCUGGCUGCUGAACUCCACGUACUGCAAGCCUUGCCCUGGCUGUCUCUGGCAGUGAUCUUCGCAGCUGUGGCCAGGCUGCUUAUGACACUGAUUGUCUUCUACCACUCUUUCCCGCCGCGCUUCCAGAACCAACCGCCCCCGAAGCCACGAGGUGCCUCCCAGGAGCUCAUCGACUCGAUGCCCUUGGUUGUGCCAGGGGCUCGCGUGCGGGACGGCUCGCGGUGUUUGAGUGAGUUCGACAGAGAUGCCGUGUUGCGGCGUCUGCCCUGCGGCCACAGCUUUCACAGGGGCUGCAUCGACAAGUGGCUGAAAAGAAACAAGGUUUGCCCUCUAUGCCUCCAAGACAUCGAGGUCCCACAGUCGCCGAAGGGCCGCUGGGGAAAGGAAAAGGCCAACUGA
Symbiodinium necroappetens is the source of this 1791-nucleotide messenger RNA. The record is from the annotation of a GenBank genome assembly. NCBI's taxonomy places the organism in Eukaryota, Dinophyceae, Suessiales, Symbiodiniaceae.